GCGGGUGAUUAGUUGGGUGAUUAGUUGGCCGCGGGUGAUAAGUUGGCCGCGGGUGAUUAGUUAAUUUUGCGGAUGUGGAUGCGGGUCAUUUUGCAGGUAUGCAUGUGACAUGAAAUAGACAAUCAAAGUCUAUCUAUCUAUCGAUCGAUCUAGAUAGAUAGAUAGAUAGUCGAAGCAGAAUGGGCCAGGCGUAGGGCUACACGUAGGGAUACACGAUAUAGAAUAUGGCUAGCGACAACUUCAGAGAAAAUUUACAGCCGUAUUGUAUAGCUGUUGAAGGGUUUCCGGCGGACACAAAUGAAAGCCAAGUGAGACUGGUGUUUACAAAUUGCCUGAAAGCAGAAAGUAUAGCCGCGGGUGCCCAAAUCCAACGAACAAAAUGGCUGAUGUUAUUUCAUGAUGGAGCUGAAGUUGGUGCAUUGCUGAAAAGUGGUAGAAUUCCACUACCAAAUGGCGUACUUGAGAUCAGUCCUUGUGUUCCCUGUGACAUUCCAACGUCAUGGGAAAAGGUAGACCUACAGGAGAAAGAGGAAGAAGAAGAGAAGACUGAACAGCUAGGGAUGAUCAAGGUUACAGAGAUAUCGCCCAAGACCACAGAGGACACUCUGACCGACUUUUUUGAGAACAGAAAAAGGACCGGAGGAGGGGAAAUCGAUGAAAUGGACUUCAGGAAAGAGUCUGCUACAGCUAUUAUAACAUUCAAAGACCCUGCAGAGGUUGAACGUGUCCUACAGAAGCUACCAUUACUGUUAGAGAAAAAGCAGAUCAAAGUGGAGCGAUUUGUCCCAGAGAGCUACAAUUCUGGAGCUAUGGGUAAAGACAGCAGUGAGGAAGAAACCAGUGAUAAAGAAAAGACUAAACCGUCCUGUACGAUAGAAGUGCGGGGCGUGAAGGAGACCACCAGCAUAGACACAAUUGAACUUUAUUUUGAAAGCAAGAAGGCGGCAGGAAAACCUUUAGAAAUUGUGAAGCUCGAUCAUUCAGAAAGGGAGGAGGGUGUCAUCUACAUUACAUAUGAAACUGAAGACGUGGUGAGAGCUGUUGUGGAAAGAGAACACAAACUGGAGGGGGUCAAAUUGGAAGUGAAACAGUACAUCCCACCGCCACCACCAAAACCACGCCCCCUGUAUCCUGAUAAGGUGCUCAUAAAGGGAAAGAAUCCAGACACAACACAAGAUGGACUAGAAAAUUUCCUGGAGGCAAAGGCUAAUGUGACGCCAACAAAUUAUUUACUUGGAGAAGAGGAGGACACUGUACUUGUGACAUUUGAGGAACCACCAGAUUUUGAAAAACUGGAACUUGCGUGUAAGAAGAAAGCAUUGGAUAAGCAUUUCCUGAAGGUGUCCCGAGUGCCGAUAUCUAAUUGUAUCCUUGUAAAAGGGGCUGGAGAUAAAACAAGCCUGAGUACACUUGAGUUUUACUUUGAAAACACCCGUAGGAGUGGAGGGGGUGACGUGACGGAGGUUAAGGACCAGGAAGAUGGAUCCUACCUUGUCUACUUUGAAGAUCACACAGUGAUUGACGGUGUCUGUGGGCGCUCCCAUACUGUGGAUAACCAUACCCUUGAUGUGAAACUUUACCAUGAGCUGAUAGGAGACUCUGGAGAAGAUGGACCAAAAUUUAAGGUUCCAGAUGUCUUGGUUAUCACUGAUCUAGAUCCAAGGAAGAUCCAAUUUGUUCAGUAUUCUCAACCAAACAAAGAUGGUAUAGAAAAACAGUUAACUGCACAACAUACAAAAAUUAUUUGGCCAGAGAAGCUUGCCGAUCCAGUUAAACUUGUAUGUCUGUUGACCAAAGAUGUAAAAGAUUGUCGGAAUUUGGCCAAAGCAUGGACCCAGACAGCACGGAAAAGUCUGGACAUGUUUCUGGAUGUCCUACUUGUCUUCAAACAUCAGAUUCUACAGGACGCUUGGGAUGGUGUAAUAGCACAGCUUCAGGAUAUGGACAUAUUUCACCCUGAUGGUGUUACAGCAGCCGUGGAAAAAGUCAGUUUUGAAAUUUUCGUCAUGGGGCACAAGAAGUUUGCAACAGAAGUUUCUCAAAGUUUGGAAAAAAUCAUUGGAAAAAUUGCUGAUGAGUUACAUAGAAAGAAGAAACAAGUUAAAGAAACAACUUCACCAAUGAAACAUCACCAAGUUGUCAUGUUGAGCCUUACACAUUUCACAGAUACAAUGGAGAAGAAAUAUCCCGGGAUGAAAGUCACGUUAGAUUUUAAGGCCAGAACAGUAACAUAUGAAGGGAUGUAUGGAGAGGUGACCAGUGCAAAGUUGGAAAUGUAUGAAAAGGUCAAUGCUAUGGUGGCCAGUGAUGUAGGUGAUUUCAACAAGGGCAGGUAUGCUUACCUCCAAGACAAGGCGGUGAAACAGUAUGUUGCACGAAAGAUGAAAGAGGACAAAAUCAUGUCUGUUUGGGAAAUGCAGGACAAUCGUUUUGUAGUGUAUGCUAUGACGGAUGAUGCUGCAGUUCGUGCGGCACACAUUCUGAGAGAUUCGGUUCUAGAGACCAUUGUUGAUGUGAAGAAAGAAUCCUCUUCUCUCCUGUCAUCAUACCGUUGGGCCAUCGAGGAGCGGUCCAUCAAAGAUUCAUGCAAUGUAAUGGUACAAAUGAAAGUUCAGAUGAACAAACCUUGUAUUGUGAUUUACUCCACUGAUAGAGAUGCUGGGAUGGUGAAAAAAAGAUUGACUGAUUUCUUAAGGUAGACGAAAAACAACGAACACAAAAUGGAACCAUACAGACUGAGUUAAAAUAGGAGUCGUCUCACUUUGUUUUCUUAAAUGUAAAGGGACCUGUAGGAAUCUUAUUACGAACAGUAAAUACGACAUGCAGGUGUGUGUUUUUCUCUGCUCAGUGCAUGUGAAAAAUGAUUAUAUAUCUUUGAAACAGCAAUAACUAGUGUCUUAUACACAAAGUCAUAAGCAGGUAUCAUGCAGGCUCCAGUUUAUCAUAGCUAUAGCUCCAGCAAUACCUUCCAACGGUCUAACGUGAGUUUAAAAUUUCCUUAUAAAGUAAGUUCCACGUUAGACCACCUAUG
This is a messenger RNA of Mizuhopecten yessoensis (Yesso scallop), 3031 nucleotides long. RefSeq lists its product as uncharacterized. Gene Ontology annotation, molecular function: RNA binding. NCBI's taxonomy places the organism in Eukaryota, Metazoa, Mollusca, Bivalvia, Pectinida, Pectinidae. The transcript is spliced from 8 exons. Bases 225 to 2699 code for a protein of 824 amino acids. The record is from RefSeq and is a predicted model, not a curated record.